Molecule: messenger RNA, 1320 nt
Organism: Triticum aestivum (bread wheat)
Lineage: Eukaryota; Viridiplantae; Streptophyta; Magnoliopsida; Poales; Poaceae
Product: BTB/POZ and MATH domain-containing protein 2-like
Exons: 1
Coding region: 34-1122 (362 amino acids)
Biological process (GO): protein ubiquitination
Molecular function (GO): protein binding
Source: RefSeq, a predicted model, not a curated record
UUAGUUGACCGAUACCGUUUUCGCUCGUUUGCCAUGGCUCACAACUCGACCUCUCCAGCAAGUCACGUCGAGUUACCGGAGACGUCGUCGAGAUGCGUGACGGAGAGCAGGACGCACAACUUGGAGGUGGCCGGUUACUCGCUCGACGGCAUGGGCGUCGGCAAGUACAUUAGAUCGAGCAGAUUCAGCGUCGGGGGCUACGACUGGUGCAUCAGAUUCUACCCAGAUGGAGAGAGAGAGACCGUGAACGUUGCCGGCAACGCAUCGUGCUUUCUGUUUUGCGUGAGCCAGAAGGAGGUGAGAGUCAUGUUCACCCUCAACAUGCUGGAGAAACAUGGAGCCGUACAGGUAACCAACCACCGUGCGCUAGAGCAUACUAUCUGUCCGCCACAUUAUAAUUAUGGCCUCCCUUAUUUCGUCGAGAAAUCGAGGCUGAAAUCGUCGGCCCUCGCCAACAAUGGCUACGUGACGAUAAGGUGCGCCCUCACUGUGAUCAAAGAGCCGCCCGCGGAGCCGGAGUGCGAGGAGAAUCGUGUCGUGGUUCCGCCGCAGGAGCUGCCCGGAGACCUCGGGCGUGCCCUCAAAGACGGGAACGGCCUAGAUGUUGUCAUCGAUGUGGGCGGCAGGCUGUUCGGAGCCCACAAGUUCAUGCUCGCUGCUCGGUCCCCGGUCUUCAAGGCUCAGCUCUUUGGCCCGAUGAUGAAGAAGGACACACGGCGCAUCAAGGUCGUCGGCAUGGAGCCAGCCAUCUUCGGGAUGCUUCGCGAGUUCAUAUACACGGAUUUGCUACCAACAUGGGAAGGGGAAGGUUAUGGUGCCGCCGUAAUGCAACAUUUGCUCGUCGCGGCAGAUCGGUACGGGCUAAACAGGCUCAAGCUGAUGUGCGAAGAGAAGCUGUGCGAAAGCAUCGACGUGGAGACUGUCACAACCACAUUGGCGCUAGCAGAACAGCACAACUGCGAAGUGCUCAAGAAGGCAUGCCUGAAGUUUAUGUCGUCGCAGAGAGUGAUGGACGCCGUCGGGAAGACCGAUGGGUUCAAACACCUCAUGGCAAGUUGCCCCCUGCUGAAUUUGAAGAAGAAUCUCGGGGACAAGACAGGUGUCACGAAGAAGUCAAGAUAGAACGAAAUUUCCUUGUUGGAUUGACUUUAGUAUUUUCAUCAGAAGCACAAAACACAUAUUGUAUGACUCGGGAGCAAUGGAAUUUUUCUUAGAAAAAUAGUUACUACUAUUAGUUUUGCAUCGAGUGGUCUGAUCAUAUGGUAAUUUUUGCACUCUUAGUUUUAUUGUGAAAAUAACUCCUAGUCGGGGUUUAUGGUG